UUGCCCGACUUUCUACUCAAGGUUCCACACACUUUGACUGCAUAUUGCAUAGGGUGUUUAUUUUACAUUAAAUUCGAUUCAGAAAAUAUACAAGAAUUAGUGAAAAGAUUUGUUUUGAGAAGGUCGUUUAAGCAAGUGCUAAAUGAAGAUUUGACAGUUUGAUGUUAUAAUCCGUGCAACGCAGAGGCCAGGAUGCCACUUUCUGGCGUUGACAGAGAAACGGGAGAAUUCGGCGGUGAUGAGAUUUGCGUCAAAUGCAACUCGCUCAUCAACCAAGAGACGGGAGAAUGGGAAGAGCCGGUCGGAAGCAGAAAUUCAUUUAAGAUCCCUUCUUUGGCAGAGGACAAGCCUAAGAAAGCCAAGCCAACUACGAAAUUGUGCUGCAGCAAUAAGUACACCAUUCUUCUUAUGGUCAUUACACUCAUCAUGAUCCUACCGAAAGUCGGUGUCACAUUAUGGCUGUUCAUUGAGGUCAUGCUGCAUUUGUACAUCCACAGAAAACCGCAUCUCAUGGUACGCUACCCGCUGCACAGGCUGGCCAUGGCCGAGUUCUGCGGCAUAUGCCAGGCUGAGAGGUGCAAAGACAGAGUCGGCAAGCUCCAGGACAUGCGGACGUCGAAAAUGAGACAGUAUUUCAAAAGUAUGCCCAUUGGCACUUGAAAUAUUUCAGUAUUGACCGAGUGUACUUGUCACAAAUUCAAGGCUAUUGACAUUUAAAUUUAUUUUUCUAUUAACUUAAAUGCGCCUUUGUCUUCUAAAUUUGAAAAAAUCUGAAUUUUAAAGUGCAUCUUAAUUUAAACUUUGCACAGACGAGCUUUCAGGAGUAAAGCAGUCUGAUUUCAGGAAUUAUGGUAUACAUUGUAUGAUUAUUAAUGAAAUACUGUUAUCAUAAAGAGUUAAACGUGAGCUAACUCAAAUAUAUUAUUUGAAGACUUAUUAACGAACUAAAUUUUCAUUACUUAUUCGAACAGUAGAUGAAACUAGAAGUUCAACAAAGUUUAUAUAUUCAUUUGUAGUUUAUUUAGUCACAAAGUACAAAAACAAUAUUAUUAAAAAUUAAUUAAUAAUAUUUAAUAUGUGAUAUAGAUUAUUAGCAUCCAUAGAAACAAUUACUGAAAAGAGAAAAAUUGUAAAACAAAUUUUAUUCUAUGGUUUUGGGUUAAUAUAUAAGGGAAUAAAAAUAUGUACUUUCAA
Cimex lectularius (bed bug) is the source of this 1194-nucleotide messenger RNA. RefSeq lists its product as uncharacterized. The coding region runs from base 193 to 660 and encodes 155 amino acids. The transcript is spliced from 3 exons. The record is from RefSeq and is a predicted model, not a curated record. Lineage: Eukaryota; Metazoa; Arthropoda; Insecta; Hemiptera; Cimicidae.